CGUCAUGUGUACCAAGUGACUAGUAUCCGUUCAACAUGAGUUACUAGUGUGUGGUCACUGCUCGUGGUCACUGCUCGUGGUCACUGUCACUGCUCGUCCUGUGGUUGUAGGGACUCGUGUACAGCACUAGAGAGAGAUGGAGCCAGAGGAGACAGGCAAGUGGAAUUUACUGCAGAGAAAAUGCAGACAUCGUGGUUACAGACCCGGGGCAGGUGGGCACAUUGGCAGUGAUGUCGGGGGAAUGGUUCCGUCGGCUCUUGUGCAUCCUUUCCCAUCAAGUGAAAAAGAUUGUGUGUUGGACAAUGAGACUUCAUCCUGUUUUAUGCAUAGUUUUCAAAAUGUGUCUGCAAAUUUAUCAUCUCCUUAUCUUCUAAGUACACAGACACCUUCACCCGUGGCUCCAUUGCAUAGAGUGAUGAGCCCUCCAUCUAUAACCCUAAACCUUGAUCAUGUGGUCCAUUGUUCACCAAAUACUCAGACUAUGGAUUUGAAGAGUCUACAUUAUCAGGUACAAGAAAUUCAAAAUAAGUUGUCAGGUGAUGUCACGGGAAGUAAAGAAUUCCAGGAGCUACUUUCCGAGAAGCUGAAUUUGGAAAAAGUCUUGGGGUCCACAGAAUAUUCACUUAAAAGAAUUAUGACUGCAUAUAAUGAUCUAAAGAAGAACACAUCUGCCUCUGAACAGGAGUUUUUGCUAAAGCUGGAUGAUAUACAGGAAAAGUACAGAGCCCUUGGUGAAAGACAUAGUGUAACAAAGAAUCAGUUGACUAGAAUGAAUGAAUAUCUGAAAGAUCUUCCUACGCUCAAUGAGCAUCAGCAGCUUCAACAGGAAAUUGCUAAUAAAUCUGCACAAAUUUCACAUAUUUCUAGUAAAGUCGAACAUUUAUCUCAGCAAGUGAAGAAGUUGGCCAAGAAAGAGAGUGAACAAGAAGCCAUAAUAGAAGGUCUGACCCGGGAAAGGGAUGACUUCUCACUAAAAUUGAACCUUGCUGAAAACCUCAUGAAAGAGCUGGAGAAUCAGAGGGAAGCAUCUUCUAAGGAAGGUGAAUACAGCAAAGAGGAUUUACUGUGGACUUUAGACCAACAAAAGAAGGAACUAGAAAGUGCUGGAAAGCUGCUAACUUACAGGAAGCAAAAAUUACAGUCUUUUCAAAAAGAGCUUGUAAUGCAAGAUAAGAAGCAUGCAGAGAAGCUUCAGGCAGAAGUAGACCUUGUUGAGAAACUCAAAGAAACUGUUUGGCAAUUAGAAAGAGAGUUAGAACAACACAAGCAGACGGAGGAAGUGAUGAAAAACAAGUUGGCAAGUGCAGAAGAGAAGCAGAAAAAGUUGGAAGAGCGACUUGAGAUGGCAGUAGAACAAGUGACUUCUAAUAGCAAGAUGUCAUCUCUCAUAAAGUCCCUUUUGACAAACCUGCACAUUGCUGUUAAACAGUUAAGGGACAUGGUGACCAUCUCCCAUCAAAUCAGUAAGGGCACUUCCCCAGACAUGUCUCUGCUGCUCAGUUUCUCAGAUUUUUCUGAAGAUAUUGAAGGUGAAAAUUUCACUAAUGAUGGACUGACAGCUAAACUGAAGGAAGUUCGAAGUUUAAUCCAUCAGUUGGAAGAGGCCAGAACUCAUUUACAGGAGCAGUACGCUCACCAGUUGGCUAAAGAUGUGACUUGUGCACAAAUGUAAAUGAAAUGUACAAAACCUAUGCUGUAUAAAUGUUGUAACAUAUUACAGACAUGGCUGAGGAUGGUAAUACACCAAAUAAUUUCAUCAAGUUUACUAUCAUUGCAAACUUUACCCAGACUCAUGUCUUAAGAAUUACACAUUUGAAAGCGUUUAAAACUGUUUAAAUUACUUUUUUUUUUUUUUUUAAUGUUUGCAAAUGUAGUCCAUAUUGCAGGUGGUGGUGUUUUGUUAUACAUUUGUUAAUCAAGAUACAGAAAUGAAGUACAGCUAUUGUCUGUUUGGCCAUUGUGCCUUAGUAUUUGUGCAGAGAAAAAAAAAAUUAAAAAAAUUGAAUACUACAAACCCUCUUUCCCCCCCCCCCAUUUUUUUUGGACGCAUAAAGUGCUGUAACUGGUUUGUUACAGACACUUGAGAUAUAGCCAAAAAAUUUACUAGUCUUUGUAAUUUAGUUUUAUGAAAUGACUAUUAUGUGAUUAAUAAAAGCCUCAUGGGGGUAUUUGCUUAGUUUAAAUAAUGUCUUUUUUCUUAUACAGCCUCUGGCACAUCUUUGUGAGGGUCACUUAUGCUAGAUAACCUCAACCAACACUUUUUAUUUUCUGAAAUGUUCAUUGUACAGUAUUUAAAACUUGUUUAAUAUUUUCAUGUAUUUUUGUAUGCAUACAAAUAAAAUGUAAUGUUUA
Procambarus clarkii (red swamp crayfish) is the source of this 2352-nucleotide messenger RNA. Its product is annotated as centrosomal protein of 85 kDa. Gene Ontology annotation, cellular component: centrosome. NCBI's taxonomy places the organism in Eukaryota, Metazoa, Arthropoda, Malacostraca, Decapoda, Cambaridae. The record is from RefSeq and is a predicted model, not a curated record.